Orbicella faveolata is the source of this 2131-nucleotide messenger RNA. RefSeq names its product putative acyl-CoA dehydrogenase 6. NCBI's taxonomy places the organism in Eukaryota, Metazoa, Cnidaria, Anthozoa, Scleractinia, Merulinidae. Gene Ontology annotation, molecular function: acyl-CoA dehydrogenase activity; flavin adenine dinucleotide binding. Gene Ontology annotation, cellular component: cytoplasm. Gene Ontology annotation, biological process: fatty acid beta-oxidation using acyl-CoA dehydrogenase. The record is from RefSeq and is a predicted model, not a curated record.
UUCUAAACAAGCAAGAUGACGAUGGCCAGUGUUUUGAGAGUAACAUUUGCGAAGCCAAAGGGUAUAAAUUUCCGUCCGUUAACUAAAUUGUUUUCAACGGGAACGCACUCCGAGAAGACGGCAAAUUUACGCUUAGAACCCUACGAUUUCACUCAUGAAUCUAUCUUUACAGAGGAACACGCGGAGCUUCGAACAUCUCUCAACAAGCUCAUCGAGAAAGAAAUCAACCCUUAUGUUGACGAAUGGGAAAACGCAAAGAGCUUUCCCGCUCAUGAAGUGUUCAAAAAAGUUGGAUCUGCGGGAUUCUUUGGAGUAAACAAGCCCGCUAAGUAUGGUGGACUGGGACUAGACUAUUCCUUCAGUGUAGCUAUGGCAGAAGAGUUGGGAAACAUCAAAUGUGGUGCUAUUCCCAUGGCAAUAGGAGUUCAAGCAGAUAUGGUAACACCUGCCCUGAUUAGAUUUGGCUGUGAAGAACUGAAGCAACAGUUUCUGGUUCCAACCAUUGCUGGUGAUUAUGUGGCUUGCCUUGGAGUCAGUGAACCUGGCGCAGGAUCUGAUGUGGCAAGCAUAAAAACUACAGCUGUCAAAAAAGGAGGUGAUUAUGUUAUAAAUGGCAGUAAGUUAUGGAUUACAAAUGGCCUACAGGCAGAUUGGAUCUGCCUUCUAGUGAAUACCAGUGAAGGUCUUCCACAUCAAAACAAGUCUUUGAUCUGUGUUCCUCUAAAUAUGCCUGGAGUCCAGAGGGCAAGGAAUAUCAGCAAGAUUGGUAUGCACUCAUCAGAUACUGCAGAGCUGUUCUUUGAGGAUGUGAGAGUGCCACAGUCUUACAGGAUUGGUCAGGAAGGCAUGGGUUUUACUUACCAGAUGUUGCAGUUUGUUGAAGAAAGAGUUUUUGCCGGGGCAUCAGUUCUACUCUCUAUGGAGAGACUCAUAAACGAUACUGCCACAUACUGUAAGGAAAGAAAGGCAUUUGGCAAGUCCAUCUUAGAUAAUCAGUAUGUCCACUUUCGCCUGGCUGAACUUCAGACUGAAGUCGAACUGCUAAGAUCACUUGUGUACAGAAUCACAGACCUGUAUAUAAAAGGAAAAGAUGUCAACAAACUAGCAUCAAUGCUAAAACUUAAAGCUGGCCGAUUAGCACGUGAAGUGCCUGACUCGUGUCUACAGUUCUGGGGAGGAAUGGGUUUUACUACAGAUGUGGAAGUGAGCCGUGCCUACAGAGACAAUCGUCUUCUCUCUAUUGGUGGAGGAGCAGAUGAAGUCAUGCUGUCAAUCAUUUGCAAGUACAUGGGAACAUUUCCCAAAGGAGAAAAGUUUUUUUAAACAAUUUAUGUUCAAUACAGGGUUAGAACCAACCACCACCUGUGGACUACUAUAUUUUAACACUGUAAAACUUUUUGGUAAAUUAAGUUACUUAUUAAUUGUAUCUAUAACACAAUUCUCCAUCAUGAUUAGUUCUCCGCACAGCUAUUUGUCAUGUAAUUGGUGCACGAUCACAUGGGUGUAACAGGUCUUGAAUAACAACUUUUUGUAAUUGGACACCUGUAAUUGGAUACCUAGCCCAUUCGCACAUCAAUUACUUACGCUUUAAUGGCUUCCUUGUUUAUGUUUCCCGCAGGUUUUGAAACUCAUGGAAAACGCUACUGAAUUUUUUGAACAAACAAAAUGCACAAGAGACUUCCUUUAUUUCCAAAAUUUGUUAUAGACACAAUUAAUAAUUUUACCAGUAAUUGGACUUCAUGUCGUACAAUUUAGGGAGUAAUCAUGCUCAUAUCUCAAAUCGGCCUCGCGUUGCACACUCAUCCAUUUUGAAAUUUCGCACGCAAUUAUUGAAUUAUACUCCACUCAGUCCAAUUACUAUUAAUAAUGAAAGGACAAGAAUAGCUAUUAUUCAAAUUUAGUUGAGUGUUCAAGCUAGAGCUGAAUAUUGUUGAAUCGCAGUAGAGGGUCUCUCAAGCGAUGAUUUAAAAUGUAAUCAACUGUACAUAUGAUGAGAGAAGCAGUAGCCCCUCAUAGUACCCCUCGUAGUAGUUAUAAAUGAGUACCAACCCCAGGGGGGGUGGGUACUCCCAGAAAAGUUGGGUGGGGGUGUGCAGCCCACUUCCCAAAACCCUUACCUUAUUUGACCAAA